GCCAUCCCGGCAUGCACUGCGAGGUCUGCGGUAUAUUAUUGACAAAGGAAAAAGGCUAGAGAGAGAAACAACAACAGGGUGGGAUCAGAGGCACUAACCCUUGUGAUAGCAGUAACGUUAUAAGAACCUGUGUGCUGACAGCAAGUACCAUGUCCUGGCCCUGAGGCGAUGAGCGGGAAGUGCCAUUUCCACCUGAAGGGAGCUUACACAGCUUGAUAGUUUGUGGAGAGAGAGGUGGGGGGCCCAGACAGACCGUGGACGGGGAAGGGGAAGAGCUCAGCUGAAGCCAAUGCAGCAGCAGCAGCAUCGACAGCCUGAGCUGGUGGAAGGAAGCCUUCCCGUGUUCGUGUUCCCCACUGAGCUCGUCUUCUACGCAGAUGAGCAGACGUCUCACAAGCAGGUGCUCACCCUCUACAACCCCUAUGAGUUCGCCCUCAAGUUUAAAGUGCUGUGUACAGCGCCAAACAAGUACACUGUGGUGGAUGCCACCGGAGCUGUUAAACCACAGUGUUGUGUUGACAUAGUAAUCAGACACAGAGACGUGCGGGCAUGCCAUUAUGGGGUGUACGACAAGUUCCGACUGCAGGUGUCGGAGCAGAGUCAGCGGAAAGCUCUGGGUCGCAAAGAGGUGACUGCUACCCUCCGUCCCUCAGCCUCACAGGAGCCGCCCAGCCCCCGGCCCCAAGAUGAGGAACGCAGAAUCAAAGAGCAGUUCGCAGAGAGCGAGUUUUUUGAACAAACUGCAUUUCAGACAGAGAGCCGUCCUGUUGCUGGAGGCCCCAGUCUGCUGACGGUGCUGCUUGGGCUGGUGUGUAUGGCUGCCCUGAUGCUCCCGACUCUGGGGGAGCAAGAAUCUACUGUGCCUGUCUACCUCCACUUAAGUGUUAACAAGAAACUUGUAGCUGCUUAUGUUCUCGGUCUUCUUACAAUGGUCAUCUUACGCACAUGAAGUGCCGUGAGCUGAGAGGAGGAGGAGGGAAAACGAAAAAAGACGAGGGGAACCUUCUCGCACCACAGACACUACUACGAGUCAAUGAGUACAAGUGACAGCAGGGGGGACGGGGUAAUUGGUCAGAUCACUCCGUCCUCUGGUAGAAAUACAUUUUAGUAGACUUGUUUUUCAAAUCCACGUGUUAAAACAUAGUUUGACACAAUACUGAACUGAUGCAAACAGCGGAGACCUCCAGUGUGUAGGCCAAAGGAUUGGUGGUGUGAGAGGAGCUGUCCCUGAGCAGGGCCUGUGAAGAAACAUGAGGCCAUUUAUAGGUGUGGUCUGGCCUCAUAUUGCCCGUGUCUGUAUUUCUAUUGCCAUUAUGUUACAGAAUGUGGUUAACGUAAGUAGGAAGGAAAUCUACAUGCAAACAUGUAUAUAAAGCCAUUCAAAUGUUAUGGUAUUCACCUGUAACCAUCAUUAUAUUGAUGUUUUAAAGCAUUUUUAGAGUAGACUCUGGGGACUAAAUGAAGUUAUUUGCAGAUACCUUAUCUGAAUGGCUUCUUAUUUUUAUUCCAGCCCUAAGAUACUUUUACAUGUCACCAAAGGAAACAUUUUCUUUGGAAGACGAUGCUUUGUUCACCGUACUAUAUCUAUGCUCAUCAAAUGUUUAAUAAAGUCUCAAUCCAGCUGUCUGGUAUGAUGUUA
Molecule: messenger RNA, 1639 nt
Organism: Micropterus salmoides (largemouth bass)
Lineage: Eukaryota; Metazoa; Chordata; Actinopteri; Centrarchiformes; Centrarchidae
Gene: mospd1
Product: motile sperm domain containing 1
Exons: 6
Coding region: 290-949 (219 amino acids)
Cellular component (GO): cytoplasm
Source: RefSeq, a predicted model, not a curated record